UAGUUUGUUUUAUAUUAGACUGACUUUAGAGCUACACUGUCUAAUCUUUCUAAUAAUCUUGCUGUCAAAGAUCAGUGAAAAUAUGAUCAACUUAAUAAUGUUGGAGUCUAUAUAUUGACUAGUAGAGUUUACUGAAUUUUUUGUUCGCUUUUUCAGAUAGUUUUCGUGUUCCAAGACAACCUUUCAAAAGGGCUUUGUGACAAAUGAUCGGUGUGUUUGCCAGCACUUCAAAUUAGUUGCCUCAAGAUUGCAGGAGAGUCGCAUAUACCGGCUCCUUCCAACAUGCACCGAACUGGAUUCGUGGCUUAUAAUCUACUGAUGCUCGUCUCGUUAACUGUUGGUCUCGAGAUUGAAGAGAGUCUUAUUCUGAGUAACGAAAAAGAUCUGGAAGUCUUGGAAACAUUGCGAGAAUCGAACACUAAUUUCUCCGGCGAUUUUAAAGAGCGCUACUCUGCGCACGGAUAUCAUGACGAAAUUUACCAAUCGGAAGAAAAGCUUUCGAAAGAGCUUUCUUUCGAGACAGCUUGGACGAAGACAGGAAAGAGGAAGCUUACAGUUGUCAAAGUUUCUCACAGAAACUUCUCUGAGGAACUUGGCAGGCUUAAAGAAAGCUUCGCCACAACUGGAAAUCAUUUUGUUGAGGAUAAAGACGACCUACCAAGCGUUCUCACUCGAAGACACUUUCGAAAUCGAAGAGAAAUCUAUGGCAAACAUCGAAGAUACUACAUUCCUGCUCGAAGCUUUGCUCAGAGAUAUCCCUUUGAAGUCGUGGUAAGAAUAUCUACUGGAUGUACCGGUACGUUAGUGUCUCCCCGACAUGUCCUAACUGCAGCUCACUGUCUACAUAAUGGAAAGGACUACACUAAGGGAUUUCGCUCACUUCGUGUCGGACUCUUACAGCCCAACAAAACUCUAUCUUGGAUCGGAGCUACACAUGCUAAGCUCCCUCUAGCAUGGGUACAAGGCAACGAUACAGAUGCUUCAAGGUUUGACUACGCCAUCAUUAAGCUUGCUCAUCGUCACAAGCGAGAUUUCAUGUCUGUAUCAUUCAGUCAGGGCAACAGGUUUGGAAGAAUGACGAAGAUACACUUCACAGCAUUUGAAGAUGACAAGCCUAGAAACACUUUAUGGUACAGAGCCUGUUACAUAUUAGCAGCAACCAGUGAUAUGUUAUUCCACUGCUGUGACGCGCAACCUGGUUCCUCCGGUGCAGGAGUCUACACUUAUCACUACGAUGAAAAGACCCGUACUCGAGACCGCCGUAUCAUCGGGGUAUUCUCCGGUAAUCGAAACGUUCCUUAUCAUCCCUGGUGGCCGUACGUUGGUUGCCCCCCUGUCUGGAGGGGGAACUUCAAUGCUGCUAUUCGACUGAGCUCGCUAAAGUUUCGACAACUGUGUUUGUGGAUUGGCCUGAAGCACGCGGUGAAAGACUGCAAGAAGUAUUUGAUAGGGUUACCAGCAAGAGAACCGCCAAGGCCUAGAGUAACCGAGAAGAAGAAGAAGAAGAAAGAUAAAAACAGCAAUCGAAAAAGGCGUGGUAAGGAAACGAAGAAGAAAUUAGGAAAAAAGCGAUCAGCGAAAAAUAAGAAAAAACCAAGAAAGAAAGGAAAGAAAAGUGGCUGAAUAAAAUCUAGGGAUGUAUAGAUUUUAACAUUUCUCGCUAAUACAGUAAUCACGAACGUGUUUAAAAUGCAGAUCACCUUCAAGUAAGAAAACAUACAAAAAAGAUUCCCGCAAAGCAUACUUUGCCAUCCAUUUUGUUUCGCAUAGUUUUGAGCACAUCAUAUUUCUUAAAACAAAUGCUUAUAUGCCUUGAAGACAUUUUAGUCAGAUAUGUCGUCGCACAUUUGAAAGUAUAGCGUUGUAAAGUAGCUCAGCCAGGGGAAAGGACUUUCUUUUGAUUCCAUUCUAGAAUAGACGUACACUUUUAGAAUUCAUAAAAUACUUCCCUGUUCCUUGAUUACAGACUCAUUUACUCAGAGAGGGCCUCAUCGUUUCAGUGUCAGAAAAACACUAAUACCAGCGGUAAAGUAAGGAAUUCACAACUUCGACCGACUAUACAAACACUUUGAAAUAUAUAGACCAUUUUAGAGUUCCAAAUAACCGCUGUGUUUCUUGAUUACAGAAUCAUUACACAGGUUUAGCCUCGAUUUUGUGCAGAAUAUUCACGUGUUCCAGUCACACAAGGUCCGUUGAGUUUCAAAGUGUUUGUAUUGUUGAAGUUGUGCAUUCUUUACUUUAUCGUUCGUAUUUGUGAAUAUUUAGACACAGGUACGAAACUGGUCUGUUCCACGGACCUUCACUUAAUCACGUGAAUAUUCUAUAUACAAAACCGAGGCCAACGAUUGUAAACUCGAUUCCAAUCUCAUCCUCUCUCUGACUUCAUGUCAUAUUAAUACAGUACCCAAGGGCGGAUCCAGGGGGAGGGUCGGGGGGGUCGCGACCCCCCUGUCAUUCCUGAGGUCAAAUGGGCUUCCUGUGGUAAAAAUGCGACUGGGAUUCCUUUGCCCACAAAAUUACCCCUGAGACCCCCCUUCAAAAAAACCCUGGAUCCGCCCUUGGUACCUGUAUUCCGUUCUGUUAGCCAUUCAAAGGUUGAGAAAAAACUGGGUCGAGCUGGCAUUGCAUAGCAUUGCGGGACUUUUAGGUUACAAAAUAGCCUACGCCAUCUUGGAAAUAUGUAAAUUAAAACAGUUGCACAAUUCAUUGCACAGGAACUCUUUCCAGUUUUUUCCUCGACCACUCAAAAUGGCUGAUUGUAUCUCAUGACUAUAUAUUCCCAGUUUUAUAGUCUCCAUUUUGGUUGGAUUUAGAAAAAAACUUCUUUAAUGAUUACAUGUGCCAUGUUGACAGAUUAUUUUACUGAUAUGUAUAUCGUCCUUGUAGUGAUGUAAAACCUUUUGAUACAGACGAUAUACGUAUAUAUGUAUGUAUUUUUAUUGAUAAAAUGCCGAAAAUAUGAAAUCAAAACUUGAAAAUGUUAUAGCGAUGGAACAUUUGACAUUGUCCACCAUUUUGAAUUUAGCUUACGAACCUGGCAUUUGACAAAGGAACUCCCAAAAAAUUAAAACACUGGGAUUCCGCUCGAUCAACAUUAUAAAUUUCAUAUGCCUAAAUACUGUGAUAAUAAAGCCAUCAAAAACACCA
Messenger RNA from Actinia tenebrosa (Australian red waratah sea anemone), 3147 nucleotides. Its product is annotated as serine protease 23. Gene Ontology annotation, molecular function: serine-type endopeptidase activity. Gene Ontology annotation, biological process: proteolysis. Lineage: Eukaryota; Metazoa; Cnidaria; Anthozoa; Actiniaria; Actiniidae. The record is from RefSeq and is a predicted model, not a curated record.